Messenger RNA from Cydia strobilella, 3566 nucleotides. RefSeq names its product procollagen-lysine,2-oxoglutarate 5-dioxygenase (gene Plod). Gene Ontology annotation, molecular function: L-ascorbic acid binding; procollagen-lysine 5-dioxygenase activity; iron ion binding. Gene Ontology annotation, biological process: peptidyl-lysine hydroxylation. The record is from RefSeq and is a predicted model, not a curated record. The transcript has 13 exons. Lineage: Eukaryota; Metazoa; Arthropoda; Insecta; Lepidoptera; Tortricidae. Bases 184 to 2382 code for a protein of 732 amino acids. Gene Ontology annotation, cellular component: endoplasmic reticulum.
AACGACAUUAGGUAUUAUAGGACUGAAACUGAGUGAGCUUAUCGGCGGCGGGAAGCGGGAGCGCGUAUCUGGAGCACGAUCGUGGUAUCCGCGCAGCCUAAGUCUUUUUUUAGUCGCCUUGUUUUACGAGCUUCAGUUUAUGUUCGUGACUCGCCCGGUGCGGAAGUCUGUUUGACUUUUGAAAUGGGCGCUUCUGGAAACAUGACAACGUUCAGAGGGAUAUUUUUUGUAAUACUUCUAUGUUAUGGCCUGGUUCAUGGAAAGGAAAAUGUCAAAGUGGUCACAGUCGCAACGGAGGAUAAUCAUGGCUUGCAACGCUUCCUGCGCUCAGCCAGUGUGUACGGCAUUGAGGUGAAGGUGCUCGGCAGAGGUCAAGAAUGGGCAGGUGGCAACAUGAACUAUGCUGGUGGUGGCCAGAAGAUUAAUUUACUUAAAGACUACAUCAAUCAGCUCAAGAAAGAAGGGGAUAAUGCGCAAAUCAUUCUCUUCACAGACAGUUAUGAUGUCAUGUUCCUGGGAACCAUAGAAGAGAUUGUCAAGAAAUUUAAAUCAUUUGAAAAUACCAGAGUCCUGUUUUCUGCUGAGCAGUUCUGUUGGCCAGAGGUGAAGCUGGCAAGCAUGUAUCCUAGAACAGAGCUUCCUAGCCCGUACCUUAAUUCCGGAGGAUUCAUUGGGUACUUGCCUGAACUUUCGGAGAUAGUAAAUUACAAACCUAUCAAGGACAAAGAUGAUGAUCAGCUGUAUUAUACUAAAGUGUAUUUGGAUAAGACUACAAGGGAAUCUCUAAAAAUCUCACUUGACCAUGAUUCGGCCAUAUUCCAAAAUUUAAAUGGAGCUUUAUCGGAUGUUCAGCUGACUGCCAACUCUACAGAAGAAAAAUGGCCUUACAUUACAAAUGUUGCCACGAAGCAGCGGCCACUGAUUGUUCACGGCAACGGCCCUUCCAAGCUCACCCUUAAUCAUUUGGGCAACUACUUGGCCAAAUCCUGGUCGGCAUCUGAAGGUUGUGCGUUGUGUAGUGCCAACAAGAUACAAAUUAAGGAAGAAACAUUACCGUCAGUUAUGCUGGCCGUGUUCAUCGAGCAACCUACACCAUUCCUGGAAGAGUUUCUAAAACAGUUAAUUGACAUUAACUACCCGAAAGAGAAAUUGCACUUGCUCCUGCGGAAUAACGUAGAGUAUCACGAGGCAGAUGUCGAGGAGUGGUUCCAAACCUACAGCAGGAAAUAUGCUACAGCCAAGCGCAUUAAGCCCAGUGACUUCAUCACUGAAGCUGAAGCCAGGAACACUGCCAAGGAGCGCUGCCUGGGCAGUUCGUGCGACUACCUCUUCUCAAUCGAUAGCGUGGCCCGCGUGGAGCCUGACACCCUGCGGCACUUGCUCUCUUCGGGCUAUGAUGUCAUCGCCCCGAUGCUUAAGCGCUCCGGAGGAGCUUGGUCCAAUUUCUGGGGUACGAUCAACACGCAAGGCUUCUACGCGAGGUCUGCAGAUUACAUGGACAUCGUAUUUUACGCCAUAAGGGGGAUAUGGAACGUGCCGUUUAUCACCAACUGCUACCUGAUGAAGAUGGCAACGUUCCGAUCCGGCGCAGCCAAGACCGUGGACUAUCACAAGGAGGGCGUGGACCCCGACAUGGCUUUCUGCGCUAACCUUAGAGAUCUCGGUGUGUUCAUGCACGUGAGCAACGAGUUGGAGUUUGGGCACCUUGUCAACCCCGAGAGCUUUGACACGUCUCGCACGCACCCGGACGUGUACCAGGUGAUGGACAACAAGCCAGACUGGGAGGCGCGGUACUUGCACCCAGACUACGCCGCCAACUUCGAAGAGGGCACAAAACCCGCAAUGCCAUGUCCCGAUGUAUACUGGUUCCCAAUGGUGUCCAUGCGGUUCUGCAAGGAGUGGAUUGAAGUCAUGGAGGCGUUCGGCCAGUGGAGCGAUGGAUCCAAUAAUGACAAACGUCUGGAGAGCGGAUACGAGGCAGUCCCGACGCGGGACAUCCACAUGACGCAAGUGGGCCUGGACAAGCACUGGCUGCACAUUCUGAAGGAGUACGUGCGUCCGUUGCAGGAGAUGGUCUUCAUCGGUUACUAUCACAACCCGCCGGUGUCGUUGAUGAACUUCGUGGUCCGCUACCGGCCCGACGAGCAGCCCUCGCUGCGGCCGCACCACGACUCCUCCACCUUCACCAUCAACCUGGCCCUCAACACGCCCAAGCUGGACUACGAGGGCGGCGGCUGCCAUUUCCUGCGCUACAACUGUUCGGUGACCGACACGCGGCCAGGCUGGCUGCUGAUGCACCCGGGCCGCCUCACGCACUACCACGAGGGCCUGCGCGUCACGGCCGGCACGCGCUACAUCAUGAUCUCCUUCGUCGACCCGUGAACAUCCUGCCCUGCCCUGCCCUGCCCACUGUCACUGUCACUACUCGACCAUUAAUUGACGGGUGUUGUUACCGACCGAGGCCAAUAUUACCUCGGCUCGUUUCUAAAUUGUCCGUUUUAUUCGCUUGACAGACUAUAUAUAAAUAUAAAUUAGAGAUGCACCAUAUAUUCGGUUACUAUCCGGUAUCCGGCCUAUCCGGCCCUUAUAUUGCAAUCCGGCCAGAUACCGGAUAGUGACCUACUAUCCGGUCGGAUACCGGACAGUAACUGCUUGAUUUCGGAGUAAACAAAUUGGAUUUAAGAAACAGUCACGGUCAUAAACGUAUAAAAAAAUAAACAUUGGACUCACUUUCACGCGCACUCAUUUUGAACCUAGAAACGAGUCCGCGCGAACGUUCACUACUAAACAGGUCAAAACCUGCACAAUGCGCACUUGAAAAACCGAAAUGUAUAUAUAGUUCCGCCGCCCGAAUAUUCGGCCGAUGGUCAGACCGAACAUCCGGUAUCCGGCCAAACAACUAUCCGUUGCAUCUCUAAUAUAAAUACUAACAAGGCAAAAAGAAAAUCUGUCCCACAUGCCAUGUUUAUACUUAAGGCAGAAUACUUUGUUUAACUAAAAAAAAAUUGUGACCUAUACCCGUACCAUGAGUCACUGACAGUGUCAAAACUGACAUAUACUCUAACGUCUACGUAAUUUACUUUCUAUACAUCUCGUUCGCACUAAUAUGUCAUGUAUGUACGAGCGAGAUGCAUAGAAAGUAAGUUACGCUCACGCUAGCGUUUAUGUCAGUGCCAAACUGAUGGUAACCGUACUGGUGUGUAAAUGUAAAUCCAUGAGUUUCUUAUUAAUAAAAAAAAGUACAUGAUAUUCUAAAAAGUAUGUUGAUUUAACUGUAAUUUGUUCUGGGUCGUACAUAUUACAUACCUACUGGGUCUAUGUAAAUAAUGUGCAGAUAUCGCCUUUUGUGGUACCUACGCAGUUUUGUCAAGUGGGUAGGUACAAAUAGUGUCGAUAGUUCUGUCAUUAAUAAUAAAAAAAUAGCAAAACAAUAAUUUUAUAUCUGAUGAAAUUAAUAAUCUACUAAAAUAAUUUAAUUAUACUUUUCAGUAAUGAUUAAUUAAGCCAAAGAAUUAUUGUAAACUGAACAAUUGAUCUAAUUGACUAAUAAGAAUUGUAAGAUUUUA